AUGCCUGUUGUGACAAGGCUUCUGCUGUCAUUGAUUCUUCGUCGUCUCAUGGCGGCGCGCGAAGUCUUGACUCGAUUUCGACCGGGUAGAGGCUGCAUUGACCAAAUCUUCACACUCCGUCAGGUGUUAGAACAACGACAUACAGAUAAGCGACCCAUAAUUCUAGUAUUCCUGAAUUUCCAAGCCGCAUUCGACAUGGUUGAUAGGUCUUUCUUCUUGACACGGUUGCCCACCAAGGAAUGCCCCAGAAACGACAUCGUUCUCAUUUUCGAAGAGGAGGUGAAGGCGGAAGUGUUUUUGGAUGAACUGACCGAAAUCAUCCCGUCCUUUGGUAUGCACUUGGCAUCCACAAAGUGUAAGGUCGUGCUCUGGAACAUCCAGUCACUGAACACGCCACUUACAAUCCAGGGAGAGGCACUAGAAGUUGUGGAGCGUUUUACGUAUCUCGGAUUUAUUAGUUCUGACUAUAGUAUGCCAGAUGAGAUAAGUACACGAAUCUGCAAGACCCGGGCCGCGUUUGCUAAUUUGAGACACCUAUGCCGUCAGAAUGGUUUAUCCCUGAAUCGGAAGGGACGUGUGUAUCAAGCAACAGUACGGGAUGUCUUGUUGUGUGGCUGUGAGACGGCCUAUGCAAACGGCGGAACUGAGACGUCUUCAGGUGUUCGACAAUCUUUGUCCCAGAACUGUAGCUCGUGUUGGGUUGGUGUCGGUGAAUCCGUAAUGAGGCAGUUAGAAAGUGCGUUUUCGGUUGUGCAAUGGGUACUUCCAUUGAAGAAUGUGUCCAGCACCAGAAAUCGCGUUGGUUGGGACAUGUGUUGCGUAUGCCGAACUAUCGUUUGCCCAACCCACAGUGGCGGAAGCGGAGAGGUGGCCAACUCUUACCCAAUCAGGGGGGGUAUGAAGGAGAUCACGAAACGCUUGGGGGCUGUCGGUGCUACUCGCCUUUCAGAAUGGGGACCGCGUGAUCCUAACUGCACCUGGUUGGAGACACUUCAAGAUAUGGCUAGCACUAAGUCCCUUCCCCCGUCCACCUUUAUUCUUUUCUCCACAAUAAGACUUGCAAAUAAAUCAAUGCUAUACGACAGCGAAGCAUUGGUGUUGAACACUGAUGUCAUGCUGUCGAUGACGAUUAUGAUGAUGAUCUGUAGAAUGCAAUUUACUAACACGUUGACUCCAUCCACAACUAGCCACGCUUCUGAGGCAUCGGUGGUCGAAAACCUGAAGACGCCUCACAUCAUCUACCCGAAGAGGUCAUGUCUCGCACCCAUACAACAACACAGCCCUUACUGUAGCCUGAUUAUAUUCUGUACGCAAGCGGAAAUCCACACGGAUCCCGCUUUACCGCCUGCAGUCAGGUGCUGCUCCGGCCGAGAAGCCUGUCCCGCACAAGAUUGGCCAAUAGUUCAGGACGCUUGCCGGUUCGGUAUCAAGCCGAGAUCUGAUUGGUCGAAAGUCUGGACCCAAGAGCCAAUCAUGACCCAGUAUUGGCCGAAUGCGGUUGCCGAUGUUUCAUCCAGGAGGUUGUCGCCGCUUACAAUAGCGAUUGCUGACUCCAGGGGAGUUUUGGGAACAGACUCGGCCUCGGUCGAGGAUGCCUGGUCUGAAAGGAAAAGAAACGGAGGAUCCACGUGA
Molecule: messenger RNA, 1632 nt
Organism: Opisthorchis viverrini
Lineage: Eukaryota; Metazoa; Platyhelminthes; Trematoda; Opisthorchiida; Opisthorchiidae
Exons: 6
Coding region: 1-1632 (543 amino acids)
Source: RefSeq, a predicted model, not a curated record